Molecule: messenger RNA, 1839 nt
Organism: Gossypium raimondii (Peruvian cotton)
Lineage: Eukaryota; Viridiplantae; Streptophyta; Magnoliopsida; Malvales; Malvaceae
Product: dnaJ protein homolog
Exons: 6
Coding region: 303-1556 (417 amino acids)
Biological process (GO): protein refolding; response to heat
Cellular component (GO): cytosol; cytoplasm
Molecular function (GO): Hsp70 protein binding; ATP binding
Source: RefSeq, a predicted model, not a curated record
GAAAGAACCAUCUAGAUUUCCAAUGUAUUUAUUUUAUUUUAUUUUCUCUACUUCGUCCCAAAGGUAAAGAAAAAACAGAGGUAGAGAAUUCUAGAGCCUUCUUUAUUUUCUCUAAAUCUCAGUCAUCCAUUGAACAAUCUCUCUUAUAAAUUAUAUCCCAAACCCAAAUCCUUUCCCUCAAGCAAUUUGGGUGAUUCUUUCUUUUUCUUGUGGUCUCCAGAGCUUCUCUGUUACAUCGUUUAUUUUCUCUCAAGAACUGAAGAAAAAAUCCGAAUAGAUUAAAACUUAAGAAAGAUCAAAAGAUGUUUGGAAGAGCACCUAAGAAGAGUACUAACACCAGGUACUAUGAGAUUCUGGGUGUUUCGAAUAACGCUUCCCAGGAUGAUUUGAAGAAAGCUUAUAAAAAAGCCGCCAUUAAAAACCAUCCAGACAAAGGCGGUGAUCCUGAAAAAUUUAAAGAGUUGGCCCAAGCUUAUGAGGUAUUGAGCGAUCCUGAGAAACGUGAGAUAUAUGAUCAGUAUGGUGAGGAUGCACUCAAGGAAGGAAUGGGUGGUGGUGCCGGUGCUCAUGACCCGUUUGACAUCUUCUCCUCCUUCUUUGGUGGUAGCCCGUUUGGAGGUGGUAGCAGUCGAGGUAGAAGACAGAGGAGGGGAGAGGACGUAGUUCAUCCUCUGAAGGUGUCACUAGAGGACCUUUACCUUGGGACUUCAAAGAAACUUUCUCUCUCCCGGAAUGUGAUAUGCUCGAAGUGCAAUGGCAAGGGUUCAAAAUCUGGAGCUUCAAUGACGUGCCCUGGUUGCCAGGGUUCUGGGAUGAAGGUUUCAAUCAGGCAGCUUGGCCCCUCCAUGAUUCAGCAAAUGCAACAUCCUUGCAAUGAGUGUAAGGGUACUGGCGAGACGAUCAACGACAAGGACCGCUGCCCUCAGUGCAAGGGUGAAAAGGUUGUUCAAGAGAAGAAAGUUUUGGAAGUCAUUGUAGAGAAGGGUAUGCAGAAUGGACAAAAGAUAACAUUCCCUGGCGAAGCUGAUGAAGCGCCUGAGACUGUUACUGGGGAUAUAGUCUUUGUCCUUCAGCAGAAGGACCAUCCGAAGUUCAAGAGGAAGGGAGAAGACCUGUUUUUGGAACAUACUUUGUCUCUUACUGAGGCAUUGUGUGGCUUUCAAUUUGUUAUUACCCAUCUUGAUGGUCGACAACUUCUAAUCAAGUCGAACCCUGGGGAGGUUGUGAAGCCUGAUUCUUGCAAGGCAAUCAAUGAUGAGGGGAUGCCAUUAUACCAGAGGCCAUUCAUGAAGGGCAAAUUGUACAUUCAGUUCACUGUUGAAUUCCCUGAUUCCCUUAGCCCUGAUCAGGUUAAGGCACUUGAGGCCAUCCUGCCUCCAAAACCAACCUCUCAGUUGAGUGAUAUGGAGCUAGACGAGUGUGAGGAGACCACGCUAUAUGAUGUGAACAUUGAAGAGGAGAUGAGGAGGAAGCAGCAGCAGGCAGCGCAGGAAGCUUAUGAGGAAGAUGAAGAUAUGCAUGGCGGUGCCCAGAGGGUGCAGUGUGCCCAGCAAUGAUGAUGAAGCAAAAAAGAAAAAAGAAGUUGAUAUAUGGUUUCAAAAGUAUUCUCGAGGAUAUAGAAAGCUGGUUUCUCUAGUAAUGUAGAGUGGUAAAGCAUAUCUUGCUCAGGUGGUGGAUGAGCGGUGUUAUUAUUGUUAGCCUGAGAAGAACCGAGUACUAAGUAUUUUUUUUAUGUCUCUCUUCGCAAAAGGUCCACAUCUUGUAGUGUUUCUUGCUGGUAAUUGGAAAGUAGUUAAUAAGGGAGAUAAAGUUCCAGCGAAGACAAUUUGCUUUCUUUCA